Messenger RNA from Actinia tenebrosa (Australian red waratah sea anemone), 1543 nucleotides. Its product is annotated as tubulin beta chain. Gene Ontology annotation, cellular component: microtubule. The record is from RefSeq and is a predicted model, not a curated record. Gene Ontology annotation, molecular function: structural constituent of cytoskeleton; GTPase activity; GTP binding. Gene Ontology annotation, biological process: microtubule-based process. Lineage: Eukaryota; Metazoa; Cnidaria; Anthozoa; Actiniaria; Actiniidae.
UGGGAGGUGAUCUCGGACGAGCAUGGCAUCGACCCUACUGGAACUUACCACGGUGAUUCUGACCUGCAGCUUGAAAGGAUCAAUGUCUACUAUAAUGAAGCUACUGGAGGCAAAUAUGUUCCACGAUGUGUAUUGGUCGAUCUAGAGCCAGGAACAAUGGACUCCGUUCGUUCUGGUCCUUUUGGACAGAUUUUCCGUCCAGACAACUUUGUCUUUGGACAAAGUGGUGCUGGAAAUAAUUGGGCAAAAGGCCAUUACACCGAGGGAGCAGAACUAAUUGACUCCGUCCUUGACGUGGUCAGAAAAGAGGCUGAAAGCUGCGACUGUGUUCAAGGAUUUCAGCUCACACACUCCCUAGGUGGCGGAACGGGUUCUGGCAUGGGUACACUUCUAAUUUCCAAGAUCCGUGAGGAGUACCCAGACAGGAUCAUGAACACCUUCAGUGUUGUGCCUUCACCAAAGGUGUCAGAUACCGUUGUUGAACCUUACAAUGCAACUCUGUCAGUCCAUCAGCUGGUAGAAAACACUGAUGAGACGUACUGCAUCGACAACGAGGCAUUGUACGAUAUCUGCUUUAGAACUCUGAAGCUUACCACCCCAACCUAUGGAGAUCUCAACCAUCUUGUAUCUGCCACCAUGAGCGGUGUAACAACUUGCCUGCGAUUCCCAGGACAGCUUAAUGCUGAUUUGAGGAAAUUGGCUGUCAACAUGGUACCAUUCCCACGUCUCCACUUCUUCAUGCCUGGCUUUGCUCCAUUGACCAGUCGUGGAUCCCAGCAAUACCGUGCUCUAACUGUACCUGAAUUGACACAACAGAUGUUUGAUGCCAAGAACAUGAUGGCUGCAUGUGAUCCACGUCAUGGCCGUUACCUGACGGUUGCUGCCAUGUUCCGAGGCCGCAUGUCCAUGAAGGAGGUUGAUGAACAGAUGUUGAAUGUGCAGAACAAGAAUAGCUCGUACUUUGUUGAAUGGAUCCCCAACAAUGUGAAGACUGCUGUAUGUGACAUCCCACCAAGAGGACUCAAGAUGUCAGCCACUUUUAUUGGUAACAGUACCGCCAUCCAAGAACUGUUCAAGAGAAUCAGCGAGCAGUUUACGGCUAUGUUCAGGAGAAAGGCUUUCCUUCAUUGGUAUACUGGCGAGGGUAUGGAUGAGAUGGAGUUCACUGAGGCUGAGUCCAACAUGAACGAUUUGGUGUCAGAAUACCAACAAUACCAAGAUGCAACAGCUGAAGAGGAAGGAGAGUUUGACGAGGAGGAGGAAGAAGUAGGCGAAGAGGCCUGAACAAAAUUUCACAACCUUUCCUUGUAUACAAUUUGGUUCCUAAAAGCUCAACCAGGUGUAGAAUCGAAGUUUGGAAAUUAGAAAGGCUUUUUUUGCUGGGAACUAUAUAACUGAAGAUAUAUUCUAACACGUGUAAAUAGCAUGUUGAAACUCAGAUGAUGCAUUAAGUCUAUUUUUAACAAAGUCGACCUUUCAUGUAUGAGGUUUCUAUUUCUAACAAUGUAAAUGAUGAAGUCAAUAAAUUCAGUCGUAAAUUAAG